CGCGCGGGCAGCCGAUCGAAGACGACCCCCAGUCGCGCUUGCGUUGUUGGUUGCCUAAAAAUAGAACAGAUGCAGCGCAACCAAGCAAGUUAUAAAACACACACAGUGCGUUAAAACCAAAAACCCACCGUAAAUUGUACUUAAUCACGCAACAAAAUGAACGACGAACCGGUCAUGGCCACAAACGACGACGCCAGCGAGUGCAAAAGGGGCGCAGUCCAGCUGGGCUACUGGCAAGACAGCUACAUCCCGUACUUCGUCCGCCAGAUCGAGAAGCGCGCUCCUGAGAUCAACCGGGGCUACUACGCCCGCGUCAAGGGGGUGGAGCGCUACAUCAAGUCGUUUUUGAAGAAAGCGGGGCCCGCGUCCCAAAUCGUGAACCUGGGGGCCGGCUUCGACACGUUGUAUUGGAGACUGAAGGACCAGGGGGUCUACAUAGCCAAUUACGUCGAGAUUGACUUUCCGACAGUCACCGCCCGCAAAUGCUACGCUAUCAAGCGGAACAAGCAGCUCCUGGAGCGCAUCCACGAGCAGGACGGCGAAGUGAAGCUGAGCGCCACCGACCUGCACGCGGGCAACUACCACUGCAUGGGGGCUGAUCUGAGGAACAUAUCGCAAGUGGAGUCGAAGCUGCAGCAGGCUGAAGUCAGUUUCAGCACCCCCACGCUGUUCAUCGCUGAAUGUGUGCUAGUGUACAUUGAGAAUGAUUGUGUGAAUCGGUUAUUAGCCUGGAUCGCGAGCAAAUUCAAGUCGGCCUUGUUUGUGAAUUACGAGAUGUGCAACAUGAACGACACGUUCGGGGACGUUAUGUUGGGGAACUUGAGGGCGCGGGGCUGCAAUCUGGCGGGCAUUUCGUUUUGCAAAAGUUUGGAGACGCAGAAGGGCCGCUUUCUGGAUAAUAACUGGCAGGGGGCGAAGGCCUGGGACAUGGUCCAGAUCUACUACGAUUUGCCGGCGUCUGAGAGACAGCGUAUCGAGAAAAUCGAGUUCCUGGAUGAGCAGGAGCUGUUGAUUCAACUGUUUCAACAUUACUGCAUUUGUGUGGGGUGGCUUGGGACAGAGUUUGCUGAUGUUAAUUGUAAUGGAGAUUAAUAAUUGGUUUUCCCUUUUUUGGAAUGAAUCCUUGAUUUUUUAAUUUAGUGUAAAGAAGCUCUGUGAUAUUUUUGGAAAAGUAUAGCUUUACCUUUAAGGCUAGUUUUCACACAAAUGAGCAAAGAAGUGUCAAUCAGUUAUAAUCUAAAUUUUUUUAAUGAAAAACUAAUAAACAAAUGUUUGAUGGUUAAAGUGUAUUUUUGUUAUUAUAGAUGUAAUAAAAAGUGUAUAUUUGUCCCGCGGUGGCUCGCCUGUAUGGAAACUCAGCUGUAGUAUUUUAUGAUGUAAUGUGACGUGUAUCUCAUUGUAACCAUGUUUGGAAAUUACUUUUUAUUCAAGAUGUGAUACAUUUUAGUAUUAAUCUCUUGUAAUGAUUUAAUAAAUUUAUUUGUUCAAA
Molecule: messenger RNA, 1489 nt
Organism: Tribolium castaneum (red flour beetle)
Lineage: Eukaryota; Metazoa; Arthropoda; Insecta; Coleoptera; Tenebrionidae
Exons: 2
Coding region: 157-1092 (311 amino acids)
Biological process (GO): C-terminal protein methylation
Cellular component (GO): cytosol
Molecular function (GO): protein C-terminal leucine carboxyl O-methyltransferase activity
Source: RefSeq, a predicted model, not a curated record